AUGGGGUUUCGGGAACAUUCCCAGCCCAUCAUCAUAAAAACCACUCUCCCAGUAGUUUUGAUUGGGUUAGAGAAUAAAUCAGCCACAAGUCUCUGCAGCAGACGACGGCGAACCGAAACCUCAAGGCUCGCAGCUUGCUACCUCGCCUCAGCAACAGCCCUGGCAUUCUGCACACCCAGGCCGCUGAAAGACCCCAGCCCGCAUUCCUUAGGCCUCGAGUCCCUUGGCGCCCCCUUCGCUGAGACCAAGCAUAAGACGAACCGAAAGCAACUUGGCGGUGAGCCUCUCAGAACAUGGCUGCCCGCUGCUGCCUGGUGUCGGGGCUCCUGCGAGCCUGUCGGGCCUCCUCCCAGCGGCCCUCCACACCGACGAGGAAGACACCGUCCGUUCCCUGCUCCCCAGAGAGCCCACCUGUGCCCGCAGUGUGGCACCUCGGACAGACCCGCUCCAGCGGCCCCCCAGGCCUCGGCGGCGUUUGCAUCUACUCACGGGCCUCUCCUGCCCGCCAGUGCGGGGCUGUGUCUCCUCGAAGGGUCCAGAAGCUCCACUCUGCCUCGAGGCGUUCGCCAGCAGAUCCCGCCGAGCAGAAGCCACUUCUGUGUGGCUCUCGUUCAGCAUCCUGGCGACUGCCACUGGUGUCCCGACAGACAGGCUCCAUUUCUUAGGAACCAGGACCUUCCUCUUGGAGCUAAAUCUAUAGCUGGGGUCAGAGAACAGAAGGAGAAUCCAGAGGAAGACUUUGCGAAUACCUCCAGCCAAAAUGAUGAGCCAGCAGAAUCUUGAUGUACUUCUGGAUGUGACUGGAUAUAGUAAAUGAAGUUACUAAUCAGUUACUUCAAUUUUGCACCAGAGUUAUUUUAAGUUAAGAUAAUGCUAAAGAAUAAUAAGUGUAUGGGGGUGCCUGUGUGGCCCAGUCGGUUGAGUAACCGACUUUGGCUCAGGUCACGAUCUUGCAGUUUGUGAAUUUGAGCCCCAUAUCGGGGUCUGUGCUGACUGCUCAGAGCCUGGAGUCUGCUUCUGAUUCUGUGUCUUCCUCUCUCUGCCCUUUCCCCGCUCAUACUCUGUUUCUCUCUGUCUCUCAAAAAUGAAUAAAUGUUAAAAAAAUAAAAAAAGAAUAAUAAAUGUAGGUACUUUUGCUUUCCAUAUGCACCUGUUUUAUUUAAGUGGUAUUUUUGUUUAAAAUGCAAAAUUAUCAGUUGUCUCUGUUUACCUUAAUAAUAUUUAAAUAUCUGUGAGUUUUGGGUUUUUGUCUCUAGAUAACAUCAAAAUUACCCUACAACAUUAAUCUUUUAUAUUGAAAUAUUGAGCAUUAUCUGGUUAUGUUUUAAUACCCUUGUUUAUUCAUCAAGUUACUAGAUCAAAAAGUUAAUGUUGUAUGUGCAAAGCUCAUACAAAUUGAUAAGAAAAAUACUUUGGCAAUGUAAGAAAAAGCAAGUGUGAUAGAAAAUUCACAAGAGAUUUUAAAAUAUUAAAAACGGAAAAUAUAUUUCAACCUCAUUUAUAAUUACUUGAACCGUAUUAAAUUGCCAUUCUUGUGUAUCAAAAUCAGUCUAUAUUGAUAAUUUGGUAUUUUUUAAACUAGUAAUGUAAGAAGUUAAAAUGAAAUAGAAAUUUUAUUUGGUGUUUUAAAUUACCAAAUAUAAAAAAUAACAUAACUAAUGCUGAUAAGGACAGGAAGUGUAUUGUACUGAACAAUAUAAUCAUAGUAAAUACAAACAACAUUAUUUUCCUGAAAGGAAAUUUGUUACCUUAUACCAGCAAAUCAAAAAUAAUUAUUUAGACAGAGAACAAGACCGAAUAUGGUAUGUAUAUGAACAUGGUUUGUAUAGGAUGAUAGCCGGAUUCAAAUCUUCGGUUGGCCAUUUAUUUUCUGUUUAUCUUGUCUAGGUUUCUUAACCUCUAUAUGCUUCCAUUUUCUCAUCUGUAAAGAAGAAAUAAUUGUGGAAUUAAAUAUGAAUAUGAAAAAAGCACAGUGUCUAACAUAUAAUAAGUGAUAAAUUAUGGCAACAUUCUAAAUGAGUAGCAAGAAAAGAAUAAAUCAGAGUUCUUACACUAAAUGAAGUAAUAAACAGCCCUCUGUACUUAAAUCAUGACAUAUUUCUAAAGAAUCAGAAUAAUCCUUUAUAUGAAGUGCAGUUAAAGCAUGAUUAUAUGUAGCACAUAUAAUAUGAUUUCAAUAUGGAAAUCUUCUAAAAAUUAAUAGUGGUUUAAAAAGGCUCAAAAAUUUCAACUUGAUUCAGAUCACUUUGAAAUGCUACAAAAAUAUUCAUAUACCAAAAAUUCUUUAGAUGUACUAGAAAGACAAAAAAAGUUGAAGUCAUAACUAGAAGAAACUCUAGUGAAUGUUUGUAACGUAGUGAUAUAUUAGUCUGGGUUCUCCAGAGAAACAAAACCAACAGGAGCUAUAUAUAUCUGUUAUAUUUGUUGAAUUAUUAUAAGGAAUGGACUCACAUGCUUAUGGAGGCCCAAAAGUCCUAAGAUCUGAAGUCAGCAAGCUGAAGAACCAAUGGUAUUGAUACCAGUCUGGGUCUGAAGGCCUGAGAACCAGGAAAACUGAUGGUAUAAGACUUGGUCCAGGUUGUUGUUAGAGACUGGCAAGGCUGUAAGAGAAAAGGAAAAGCUGUGCUCCUGGUAUGUAAUGUACAUCUUUUCCAUAGGAAUAGCAUGGACUAAAAUAUUUUUAAAACCUUAGAUCUCGAGUCCUAUUAAUUAGUGUGUAUGUUUCACUUAGGAAAAUUACCUAACAGUGUUGUGAAGUGUUAGAUUUUGAAGGAAACAAGCCAUGAUUUAUAGGAAAACAUCACCUAAAGUCUGCUGAAUUUAGAUUAUCUGGCAUUUCAAUUUGUUUUUUACCCUGUUCUCAAGGUUACCAUAUUUAGUUACUGGUCAUAAAUCAGAUUCAUAAGGCAAUCUGUUAUUCUUAUUACAUAGUGGGUGAGGUUUUUCUACCAUUUUUUUCUUACAUUGUUUCAAUAAAGAAGUACACACUGAAAUAAUUUAUUAACAAUACAGCUUCCGUUAUGCAGGGUUAAUUUAUAUGAACAAGUUUAACACUGUUUAUUAGCAUAAUUGCUUAUUUUAGAGGCAAAUGAGCAAUUAGUAUUAAUGUAUUAACAGUAGUGUCUUAGGGAGAUUAGGGCUGCUAUACCAAAAUACUAUAGACUGGGUGGCUUAUACAUAGCAGAAAUUUAUUGCUUACCAUUCUGGAGGUGGAAAGUCUAAGAUCAAGGUGCUGGCAUGGUCAGAUUCUAGGGAGUACUUUCUUACAGGUUGCAGAUUGCUGACUUCUCUUUGUUUCUUUACAUGGUGGAAGUUGGUGAGAGAAUUCUCUCAGACCUCUUUUAUAAGGCCAUGGUUAUCAUUUAUGAGGUUUCUAACUUCAUGAUUUAAUCACCUCCUAAAGGCUCCAUCCCCCAGUGCCAUCAUCUUGGGAAUUAGGAUUUCAACAUAUAAAUUUGGGAGAAACAAAUACUCAAUAUAAAGUUUGUUAAUGUGUUCUUACAUAAUUAUCUAAAUGAAUUGUUCUUGAAUGUACAGCCAUACAUAUAGGUAUACACAGAAUCAUCUGUUGUGGUAGGCAAGUGUGAAAAAUUAAAAAAAAAAAACUAAUACUUAUUGUAGAUACAUUUUUUAACAUUUAAAGCAUUUUUCAUUUACAACAAUGAAAUCUUUGGCUUACUACUAAAGCUAAGGCUACCUUAGAAAACACAACUUGUGGAUAUUUAACUUGUGGUAAAGUCUCUAAUUUGUGGUAAAAAUGUAUAAAAUCAACGAGAUGCCUGGGUGGCUCAGUUGGUUAAGUCUCUGACUUUGGCCCAGGUCAUGAUCUCAUGAUUCACAAGUUCAAGCCCUGAUCUGUUGUUGACAGCUCUGAGUCUGGAGCCUGCUUCACAUUCUGUAUCUCCCGUUUUCUCUACCCUACCCCCCUCAAAAAUAAGUAAACAUUAGAAAAAAAAAUAACAUAUUUUUGAGGUGUCAGUUUAUUUUACAAUUCAGAAUAUACUAGUCUGUAGAAACCAACCAUAUAUAAAUGAAUUUAGUGGGGUUAUUUAACCAUUUUAAAGUCAAUUUCGAGUAGUAUGGAACUGGGCACUGUGGAAGAAUAUAAUAUGGAGUUAUUUGUACUUUUUCAUCAUUUCUACAUCAUCAUAUGCAUUUAAACAUAUAGAAUGCAUAAGACACAUUGACCUAAUGCGUAGUAGUGCUUCAAAUAAAAUAAUUGAGCAGAAUUUGGACCUUACUUAGCUCCAACCUUUACCCAGGAAUACGUGAUUGAUCAUAUGAUAGGGCUGACUGUCCACCAGAAGUCUGUCCACCCUGCCAUCAUACAGUGCUGUUACUGGAUAGCUGUUCAUGUUCUAUCUCUCUUGUACUUAGAAAUUUUCAUGUGCCUGAGUUAUAGUGAAUGGAAUAGAAACAGUGGUAAUGUGCAUCAGUUAUGGCUCUGGAAAAAUAAAAUCCUUUUCAUUCUGCAAUGGUCUUUCUCUUUCUGACCAACUUCAGUGUACCCUGUAGGUUAAUCUUGAAAUCUGUGCAUUGAAGAUGGCAGUCUGUCAACAUAGAUGCCUGAAUUAAAGCAUGGAUGUGGGUAGUCCAAGACCUGGUUAUUUUCCCAGUAAGGUUUUAUUAGAAAUAAUGAAUUUGUGUGUACAUGUGUGGGGUGUUAAGCCACUGAAAUUCAGUGACUACACAGAUUCUGCUUAUAUUUUGCAAGCCUCAAUUAGACAACAUUUACUGCUGUUAAUUGUUUAAAAUGUUGAAAGGAUUGAGCAAAAGAUUUAUGCAUUAUAACUACUUCUAAUGGAGUCUGUAUGUACAUGUGCUCAUGUCUGCCCAUGAACACUUGAUACGGAGUUAUUCCAAUUACCACCAAAUCUGAUUAAGAAAAAAAGUUAAUUCUAAUCCCCGGGUACAUCUACUAUAGAAGAUCUCAGGUCUUUAGGGAGAGUCAGGCUGUGGCCAGAUAAUUAAACAGAUAACUACCUAGAAUCUUAAUUGCUAUAAUAUAUUACACCAUAAUAAGUGCUGGAAAUACAAGUGAGAUCUCAUCUCUGCUCUAAAUAUGGGAAAAAUGAAUACUAUGUGGGAGAGUAUAAAUGACAUGGGAACUAAAAUAUGGUGAAUAGUAUUGUGGAUAGUAAAGCGAAAGUUUUUUCAUAAAGGGAGAUUAGAACAAGGAAAGUUAAGGAGACAAGUUUGCCUUAUGUUUAGAGAACACUACUUGAAUGCAUUUGCAAACAUAAGGAAGUCAGACAAGGCCAAGUUUGAAAGAAUAAUCCAGUGAAGUAUGGAGAACUUUCUCAAAGAAAGAAAGAAAGAAAGAAAGAAAGAAA
Messenger RNA from Felis catus (domestic cat), 5333 nucleotides. RefSeq lists its product as uncharacterized. The record is from RefSeq and is a predicted model, not a curated record. Lineage: Eukaryota; Metazoa; Chordata; Mammalia; Carnivora; Felidae. Bases 1 to 783 code for a protein of 260 amino acids. The transcript is spliced from 4 exons.